Molecule: messenger RNA, 3922 nt
Organism: Amoebophrya sp. A120
Lineage: Eukaryota; Dinophyceae; Syndiniales; Amoebophryaceae
Source: the annotation of a GenBank genome assembly
CGGAAAGAACGAGCACACUGACAAAUGCACCAGCAGCAGCGAUGACGAGCAACUCCGAGGGAAAAGCGAAAUGGAGCUGUCGACGCUGUCACUAGCGAUGCUGACCUGCCAUACGUUGAGCCGGUUGGAGCCGGUUACGACCGAAGAGCAAAUCGAGAGAAGAAACAACGACCCGAAGACUUGGUACUUGCAGGAUAAGUUCGCGGGGAACGCGGUGGAGAAAUCGCUAGUCGAGUACUGUCUCAAAGCGCACAAUCAAGUGACGAAUUGCGCAAGUUUUCACGGCUUCCAAGGCUUCCAGGAGCCGCGAGGAACGAAGACAAGGACUGGGGUGUUGUUUUUCCAGGACCACCCUAGUGCGGAGGAUUGUAAAUCCUGCUUUCAACAAACUUCCGAUACAGUAGAUCGCCGUACUAGCCACAGGAAUCUAAAUCUUAGCAGUGACACCGAAACGAGACACCAAGCCCCGGGCUACAUCAUCAACAAACCCUCUCCACCCGCGUCUCUCGUUGCGCUUUACCGCCUACACGCUUUUUGGGACUACGAGAAGAAGUCAGGGAGUGAAGCGCACCGCUCCGACGUCACGAUCGCGACCCUGCGUGCGUUCGAAUUUUCCCAACAGAAGCAGUUGCAAUCGGUCGUCGUCCGACAUGAGAGUUUUUCUUUUUCAAGAACUUUUGUCCUUGCGAAGGGGUCGCCGACCAUGAUCGCGAAAGCCUGUCUAAAGGAUUCGCUCCCGUCCGACUUCUACUUGAAAACGCGGGAUCUCGCCCGACGCGGCUACUACGUUCUUGCGGUCGGGAGUAGAAAAUUGAAAAAUCACACGGAGGACUCGUACGAGAACGUAAUGAAGGCCAAACGCGACGACUUGGAGCGGGACUUGACGUUUUCUGGGCUGCUUUUCUUCAAAAACUCGUUGCGGCCGAAAUCCAGUGAAGCAAUUUCGCAUUUGAAGCAAGGUUGCGUGCAACCCUGCAUCGUGACCGGGGACAAUCUCUGGACGGCACAGUACAUCGCGGAAGAAAGUGGCGUGUUUGACCCGAAGAAGGAGCGGAUGAUUGUCGUCGAGAAAGAUAGCGAUGCCCAACAAACAACUUCCACUAAUUCUUUAGCUGUCCAACUGUCCUCGAAUAGUUCUCCUCUCUCCUUUCGCGAGGUUCUUGACAGCAGCACGCUGAUUCCGAAGAGCCAAUCCGAAGUGUGGGAACUAAUGCAGGAAGAUGAAACUUGCUUGGACUCUGUUUCUUUUGGCGGGGUGGAAACAGCGGGUGGUAAGCUUACGAAAAAAGAAGAACCCGUACAGGAAAUCGAUGACAACUUGCAGCGCCAAAUGAAGAGAAGCACCUUCGCCCACAUGCGGUCAACCUACACCUCGAGUGUGCAGCUGCACAGGAAUAGCGCGGUCUCGAUUUACGCAGGAUGUGGCGAGGAGCAGAAAAAGAAAGUGAGAUUUGCCGUUAGUCAGGAUGCUUUUUCGGUGCUCUUAUCGGAGAAUUGUCCGACGGUGUUGAAUUCGUCGACUGCGGCCACCAACAAGCAGUUCCUUCUGGAGCUGUUCAAACGCACCCACAUCUUCGCACACAUGACCCCGCAAGGGAAGGUGGACGUGAUACGCUUUUUCAUCGACGAGCUCGGUGUCGUGGUUGGCAUGUGCGGUGAUGGAGGAAACGACUGCGGUGCAUUGCAAGCCGCACACGUCGGCGUCGCGCUGGUCGAGGGUGGUAGUGAUCAUGCCGCCAAAGAAAAAAGCACGUCGGAGGACACUGCUGGCGGUGGCGCAGCAAGCUUGAUUUCUUCCUUUUGCGCGUUGGCGGAGCCGAGCGGGAUUUACAGUGUCGUUUACAUCAUCGAAGAGGGGCGCGCGUGCCUCCACAGCAGCGUCGCUUGUUUUGCGUUGUUCGUCCUGUACGGCUUGCUGUGCGCAUUUGGGAAAAAUUUGAUGCUCGUCGAGGAUACCGCGCAUUCCGAAUACGUUUAUCUCAAAAUGGACAUCGUCGUUAUUAUCGCUGUGAUGCUGGCUAUGACGAGAUCCCGGCCCACGAAAAACCACAAAGUAGAACAGGACCCGAACAAGUUGUUGCUGAAAGGCGUGGGGUUUAAGGUGUUCGCUCGAACGAAACUUUUCCCGCUGCUGCGACUGCGGACGUACGUAUUCGCGAUUUACCGGUGGGGAAUCCAUUGCUGGAGUCGAAUCAGAAGAAUCGAAGUGGUUGAAAUAGAUCCGGACGACACGGAGGAAGAACCGGAGGAAUACGUCCGGAAGGUGAUGGGCCCGCUUGCCAUGCGCACACCGACGAGCAACAUCGCCGGGGUUUCUGUCUGGUGGCAGAUUUUGUCUUUGUUGGUGCUGCACAGCCUCGCGCUGGUCUUUGUGUUUUACCCGUGGCUACCGGGAGAGCCUUGGUAUCGGAAACCAGAUUUGCGGAGUUUAAGGCUGGCACCGAACGAGUUCUGGAACAUGAGCUCCGGGAUGCUGAAUAAUAUCACGUUUUGCUGGCUUCUUGGCUCCGUCCUGCAAGCAAGUCUCGUGUACAGUCGUGGUGGAAGAUUCCGGAGACAUUUUUGGAAAAAUGUGCCCUUGCUUGCGACUGUCGGAUGUUUCUUCUGCUGCUUCCUAGUCCCCGUCCUGCUCUUCUCCUCCAACACGGCUGUGCACUGCCUAUUUCGGGUAAGCUGCUCGAACAAAGCCAGUUGGGAAACCGUUGGGCAAUUGCCGCGAUUCAUGGAAAAUUUUCUCGCCGGCGGGCGAAGUGGAAGGGAGGUUUACGGGAGCAUGUUUUGGUUCUCGGAGAGCGAGAUUGACAGCGGAGACGGUUCUGGUGCCGCUGCAGCCCCUGAGGCGCAAGAAGCGACAGAAUCUGUUACGCAAGAAAUCGCUCUGAACACAGCGCAUCCAAGAACCUGGCAACUAGAUCUAGUGGAUCAUAGUACAACAACAGCGGCACAGGCGCCAUCCCAACUUUACCCUUUCGAACACGAUGCGAAUCCGAUCUUGCGAAUCGUCGGUCGAAAGUGCUCAGAGAUGAAAACGGUGCUCGAAAGUAUCGUUGGCACCUCUGCCGUGGUCCUUCACGAAGCGCGAAACGCGCCACAGUGUGUCAUGGAAAUUGAGAUCGACACUGUACAAAAAAAAGACGGAAAAAGCGACUCUUUACCCUCGACCGGAUUAUCGCAAACGCCGCAACAAGAGACCGAAGACGCAACGGCCUUGCCUCGUCCAGACGUGGACAAGGAAGUCGGCACCAAAGUCGAGAAACUUUGCAAAGACCUCUGUCAACAGACUUGGCACCACGGUCCGGCGAAGGACCCGAGCAGGUUUUACUGCUGGUGGGUAGCAAUGUCUUUUUCCUCGGGAAAGAGUUCCUGCUAUCUAGUCCCGAGACUGGAUGCGUUCGGCGAGAAGGCUUUGGGACCAGAUCACGAAAAUUAUGUGCGAUUUGGUUUGAUGCCCAGCGGUUUGGAUGAAAGUGCUCUCAGCGGAUACAGAAACCAGGUCAUCCGGGAAAUCGAAAGUAACGACGAUAAAAAGACCAGCAGCACGCGUCUCUUCUAUCUCAAUCGUCACAACAUUCCUGAUGCGGAGAAGCCACUUGGUGACACCGACACGCAGCUGUACGAAGAGCCAGAAAGAGUUCCGUUGAUUCGCAGCUUCCCGGUGAAGUACCUUUUCUUCCUGCUCGGACUAACGCUUAUUGAUUUUGUCUUUCUACAUAUUUUCCAUGAAACCGCAGUAGGGGACGAUUGUUACUUCUGGGCCAGGAAGUGGCAAAAAAACUGAGUUGUCGCUCUACAGAUGAUUGAUCGACUUUAUGCCGCUAUCCGGCAGAUAUUUCAAAUGAAUAAUGCUGCAAUGAACCUGGACAAAUCUAAUGAAGGUACGAGAAAAAUCGCAGUGUUGGCAAUCUUUCUUGAUACACGAUUA